Messenger RNA from Vollenhovia emeryi, 4345 nucleotides. RefSeq lists its product as uncharacterized. Gene Ontology annotation, biological process: DNA integration. Lineage: Eukaryota; Metazoa; Arthropoda; Insecta; Hymenoptera; Formicidae. The record is from RefSeq and is a predicted model, not a curated record. Bases 198 to 4313 code for a protein of 1371 amino acids. Gene Ontology annotation, molecular function: nucleic acid binding; zinc ion binding. The transcript has a single exon.
ACGAGGAUAGUGAAUUCGCCGGGCAACUGGUGACAAGGAUCACGAAGCCGCCAAGCAAUAGGCGACUAGGAUCGGAAAGCCACCAAGCAUCCGGCGACGAGAAGCGUGGAUUCGCCAACAUCUGGCAACGAGGUUAUAAAUUCGCCGGGCAAGGGCGAAGAACAGUUACAAAAUCGCGAGAGUGAGUAGUUCGUGUGAUGGCUGCUACAACGCCUAGCACAAUAAAUCUCGAGCCGUUCGAUCCAGACAAAGGUCCCUGGUCGGAUUGGCAAGAACGCCUCGAGAGUGCCUUCAGACUGCACAAGAUUGCGGAAGACUUGAAGGUGGAUGGAUUAUUGAACUGCCUAGGUUCAACGGCAUACAGCACGCUCAAGAACAGGCUUGUACCUAAAAAGCCAGGUUCGGAAUCUUACGCCACGUGCACGAAAGUACUACAAGACUUCUACGAGCCGAAGCCCAAUGAAAUCGCAGAAAAUUUCAAGCUCUGGACUCGGAAACAAGAAGAAGGAGAGAACAUUCAAAGCUUCAUCACGGCCCUGCAGAAAUGCUCAAUUAAUUGCAAGUUAGGAGACUUCGCAAGUACAACGAUACGGAACGCAUUCGUUUUCGGCCUGAGGAACAAGCGAAUACAGAACCGGCUACUGGAAACACAGGAUCUGACGCUGGAAAGGGCAAUCGAGAUCGCUACCACGAUGGAACUGUCCGAGGCGGAAACCAGCCGACUUCAAGGGGAAGCCAUCGCUGCCGCCAUCCAGACUACAAAGAGAUCGCCGUACAAAGAUAAGUCUAAACAUACAAAAAAGGUCGCGUCGCGUAACAAUACGAAUAGCGAGCGCGCGAGCGGUCAAAACAUAACGUGUUUUCGGUGCGGCAAGCAUCACUACGCAUCUGUUUGUACGAUGCAGCGUAACAUCAAAUGUUUAUCGUGCGGUAAAUCGGGACACAUAAAGAAGGUAUGCAAGUUGAAAGCGUUAAAGUAUAAUAAAUCCGAAAGUCAAGCGUUAGAUAUCUUAGCAGCAGAGCAUACCGAAUUUCGUAAAAAAAUUUACUCGACGUUAAAUGUAAACGGACGAAAUGUACAAUUCGAGGUAGACAGUGGCGCAUCCGUUACCUUAAUGUCUGUCGACAACGCGAGAUUAUUAUUUAAAGGCGAAACGGUGUUUAAAACGGAUUUGAAAUUAGUUGCCGCAAAUCAGACACCGAUACAACUGUACGGUUACAUUACGGUUAAAGUAAGAAGCGAUGAAUCUGUGUGUGAACUAAAUAUGUACCUUACGGUACAACCUAGAGAACCACUUCUCGGAAGAGAGUGGAUGCUACAAUUACGCGAGUUCAAAAGUAUUCUGAAAUCUCUGGGUCAGAUACAAUCCGUUAAUACAAUGUCAAAAUCAUCGCGGAUACAGGAAUUAUUGAAAGAUUUUCCAAAAUUAGCAGACCCCUCAAUAUCAAAAGUUUCAAACAUUCAGGCAAGGUUAAACGUAAAAGCUAAUAUAACGCCAGUUUUUCUGAGACCAAGGUCUGUUCCUUUUCGAUUGCGCGCGAAAGUAGAGGAAGAAUUAGAUAAACUCGUGAAUGCGGGUAUUUUCGAAAAGGUAGAUUGUGCCGAUUGGGCUACGCCGAUAGUGCCAGUCAUCAAAAAGGAUGGAUCGGUACGAAUUUGCGGGGACUAUAGCGUCACACUUAAUCCCAAUUUGAAAAUUGAUGCUCACCCCUUGCCGACCCCUGAUGAAUUGCUUACGCAAAUGGCGGGUGGCACAAUAUUUUCAAAGAUUGAUCUAACACAAGCGUAUUUACAGUUAGAGGUACGUCCUCAAGACCGCGAAUAUCUUACACUCAAUACACACAAGGGUCUAUACAGACCAACACGACUGAUGUACGGUAUUGCAUCAGCCCCGGCCAUUUGGCAAAGGACGAUUGAAAAUAUCUUGAAGGAUAUUCCGGGAGUCGUGGUAUUUCUCGACGACAUACGCAUUGCUGGAUCCUCUCCGAAGGAUCAUAUGGAAAAAUUACGUACGGUUUUUACGCGAUUGCAAAAAUACAAUAUUCGGAUUAAUCUUCAAAAAAGUGAAUUUUGCACGGAUCAAAUACAAUAUUGCGGUUACAUUAUUAAUAGUAAAGGCAUAAAUAAAGCGCCCGAGAAAAUAGAAGCAAUUAAAGAAAUGCGGAAACCUAAUAAUAUUACCGAAUUACGCAGUUUUUUAGGUAUGAUCCACUAUUACGAUCGUUUCAUUCCAAAGUUGAGUUCGAUUCUGCAACCCUUGAACAAACUACUUCAGAAAAAUGUUGUGUUCAAGUGGUCUGCCGCUUGUGAGAAAAGCUUCCAAGAAGCUAAACGAGCAUUCGUUAGUCCGCGAUGCUUAGCCCAUUUCGAUCCGACAUUACCUAUUACACUCGCUACCGACGCCAGCCCGUACGGCGUUGGUGCGGUCCUUUCUCACAUUUUUCCGGACGGCUCGGAACGAGCCAUACAGUUUGCCUCACAAACACUUUCGAAAACUCAACAGUCGUAUUCCCAAAUAGAUAAGGAAGCAUACGCAAUCAUUUUCGGUAUAAAAAAGUUUUACCAGUUCUUACAAGGAUCUAAAUUCACGUUGAUAACGGACCAUCGUCCACUUACGCAAAUAUUAUCACCAACGAAAGGUUUACCUACAUUUACAGCAUCACGAAUGCAGCAUUACGCGUUAAUAUUACAAGGAUUCAAUUACAAUAUCGUUUACAGAAAAUCGGAACAGCAUGCUAAUGCUGAUUGCCUUUCGAGACUCCCUAUACCAAGCACCGGUCAAUGUGAUGCAAUUGACGCGCUGCAAAAUACUACGUUCGAGACAUUACCCGUUACAGCCACACAAGUAGUAGAAGCUACUGGCAAGGAUAAAGAAUUAGCGAAGCUACGGGAAUUUCUUAAGACAGGUUCAGGUUCUUUUAAGAAUAACAAAUUCUAUACGGUUCCACUUAGUGAAUUUUCUCUAUUAAAUAAUGUCAUUUUUAGAGGACAUAGAAUCGUGGUUCCAACCAUGUUACAAAAGAAAAUCCUACACGAAUUACACACCGGACAUUUCGGCAUCGUUAGGAUGAAACUGCUAGCACGUAGUUACGUGUGGUGGAACAAGAUAGACUACGAUAUCGAACAAUUAGCUCAAAAUUGUUUUGAUUGCAAUUCAUUCAAAAAUAAUCCAGUUAAAGUAUCGAAUCACAUCUGGGAACCAGCACAGAACCCAUUCGAACGUGUUCAUGUAGACUUCGCGGGUCCAUUUCUGGGACAUUAUUUCUUUAUUUUAAUCGACGCGUAUACGAAAUGGCCAGAAAUACACUUGGUCAAGGAUAUAACUACGCGUACUACAAUAAACCUUUGCAGGCAAAUAUUUUACACGUAUGGAUUGCCUCAGUACUUUGUGAGUGAUAAUGCGAGAACGUUCACAUCCAACGAAUUUGCAAAGUUCUUAAAAUCGCUAGGUAUCACACACAAAUUUACCGCUCCUUACCAUCCUGCCACGAAUGGGCAGGCCGAGCGAUACGUACAAAUAUUAAAGAAUUCGUUAAAGCGCAUGCGAACUACAAAUGUGAAUGCAUAUGUAGAUUUACAAGAGUUACUUUUUCAGUAUAGAAAUACGCCACAUGCAGCAACGGGAUAUUCUCCCGCGGAACUUCUUUUUUCUAGGAAAGUACGAACGCGUUUUGAUCUGUUACGACCGUCUAGUACUAAGCAUACUACAUGUAAUACUUUUCCUUUCAAAUUUACGGUGGGGAAGAGAGUUAGCUGCCGAGAUUACACCGGGGAAACAAAAUGGUUAUUCGGAAAUAUUGUUGAGCAGAUCGGCGAGCUACACUUCAAAAUACGUCUGGACGACGGCCGCGUUUGGAAAAGACAUGUUAACCAAAUGCGACCGAUCGGUGAGGAUACACCCCGCAAUAGGAAUAGCGAAAGUGAUUACGAUUAUUUCGACUAUGACCCACCGAGAAAUAGUUCUAACGAAAACAUUCGUAACGAGAACAAUCCAGAUAGCAACGCGAACGAUGUAAGAAACACGGUGAGCGAAGACAUUAGCGAUAGGACUAUUGUAAAUGCGAGUCCAUCCGGAACUUCUACUCCUAGGGAAAGUACACCCUCGACAUCAGGUCCGUCAUACUCUUCGUUAACUGCUCAGGAAUCAGAUUCUUCAUUAUAUUCAACACCGACGGCACCCUCUAGAACAUCUACGCCGAAACCGUCUUUGCCACCGAAACCUGUAAGCCUUAAAACUACUCCUACAUCAGCACGCCCUUUACGUUCAACCAAAGUGCCUUUACAUUUGAAAGAUUACAUUUUGUUCAAGUGACCUUUUGCAUUACUAAGUAAGGGGAGUGUUGU